UUUGUAAUAUUUAAAGAGCGAGGCCUGAUAACUCUUGUUUUGCUCCUCAGCUCUUCAAUCCUGCAGAGGAACUCCAUGAGAUGGGAUGGCAAGGUUUAUGAAGAGGUCCCGAUAGCUCACAUCAAAGCAACGUACAACAACACCCACAUCCAGGUGGUGAACUUUGACAACCAGCCGUUUUCCCGCACGUCCUGCGGCACAGAGGGCUUCCAGAACGCCAAGAAGGGCACUGCCAUCGCAGCGCAGACCGCAGCCAUGGCAGCGGCUGUGAAAGCACGUGCGAAGGGUAUAUUGCACGUGCGAGUCAUGGUGAAAGGACUGGGACCAGGACGCAAAGCUGCCAUCAAGGGGCUGACAAUGGGAGGUUUGGAGGUCAUCUCCAUCACAGACAACACCCCAGUCCCCCACAAUGGCUGCCGCCCACGGAAAGCCAGGAGACUGUGAGGGCAGUGCAAGGGACACACAGCUUUCAACAUCAGUUCACCAGGGACUGAGGUCAAUGUUGCUUCUGGGAUGGAUUCUGGAAGGCCACCCUCCCUGGAAGUACGUGUUGAGGGAAGCUUGGAGAGACCGUGCUGAGCCUUAAAAAUGCAGGAGGUAGAAGCUGCUGGUGAAAGCAAGAAUCCGUGUAUUCCCUUAGUGGGAAGCCUCUUGUGUACAGAGUUUGUUGAUUAAAAUGUUGGUCUUUUGACAGCCAUUCCUGCUGUGUUCCCAGAAGUAUUUUGGCUUAUUAUUGCCU
Ficedula albicollis (Collared flycatcher) is the source of this 739-nucleotide messenger RNA. It is a transcript of the gene MRPS11, whose product is annotated as mitochondrial ribosomal protein S11. Gene Ontology annotation, cellular component: ribosome; mitochondrial small ribosomal subunit. The transcript is spliced from 4 exons. Gene Ontology annotation, biological process: maturation of SSU-rRNA from tricistronic rRNA transcript (SSU-rRNA, 5.8S rRNA, LSU-rRNA); ribosomal small subunit assembly; translation. Lineage: Eukaryota; Metazoa; Chordata; Aves; Passeriformes; Muscicapidae. Gene Ontology annotation, molecular function: mRNA 5'-UTR binding; structural constituent of ribosome; small ribosomal subunit rRNA binding. The annotation marks the transcript as partial. The record is from RefSeq and is a predicted model, not a curated record.